AAAAAACUUACAAAAAAAAAAAUGACUGAAUUAUUAAAAAUAAAUCUCAUAUAAUAUGGUAAGCUAUGUAAUGGACUUCCGAAUAAAGCUGAAGAAAGGAAGAGAAAAGAAAUUGAGAGGAAAAAAAAGAAGUGACCGUAUUCUUUGUGGAUUGUAGCCGCCGGGAGAAAAAUCUUUCUUCUUUCCUUCCCUUUAAGCACGAAUUUGCUCCGAUACUAGUGUGCUUUCAGAGAUGGCUAACGCGGCAUCAGGAAUGGCUGUGCAUGAUGACUGCAAGCUAAGGUUUCUGGAACUGAAGGCAAAAAGGACUCACCGUUUCAUAGUUUACAAGAUCGAGGAGAAGCAAAAGCAAGUGGUUGUAGAGAAAGUCGGCGAGCCAGUGCAAACCUAUGAGGAGUUUGCGGCGAGCCUUCCUGCUGAUGAAUGCCGUUACGCCAUUUACGAUUUCGACUUUGUCACAGCUGAGAACUGCCAGAAGAGCAAGAUCUUCUUCAUCGCGUGGUGCCCUGACAUAGCUAAGGUGAGAAGCAAGAUGAUUUACGCGAGCUCAAAGGACAGGUUCAAGAGGGAACUCGACGGGAUUCAAGUAGAGCUUCAAGCAACCGAUCCAACAGAGAUGGAUCUUGAUGUUUUCAGAAGCCGUGCCAACUAAAAAGUAAACACCAAAAAGUUUAUCCCCUUGAAUGAUCUAUUCUAUUGUUUCGGAGUGAUGUUACUUUCUUUUAUAUUUUUACAUUAUGGCUGUGAAGGGUAUGAACCUAAUUACAACUUUAUUUUUAUCGGUGUUUGGUGUCUUGUGUUGGAUGUUGUCUUUGGUGUUCCAUCUUCAUGUAGAUUUCACUAUUUUGGGUUUUCUGAGUGUAAAGACUCAAAUCUUCUAUUCAAGAUGAAACCCUUUUGGUAUCAUUUAAUGUUGCUUUCACAAAUGUAUGAAACAGCAGCUUUAGUCUAUAGAUGUGUGCACGAGAUGUUACAUUCAUGCCAUUAAAGGUCGAUCCGACCCGUUUUGAGUCUUGAAAGUUGAUAUGCUCCCACCACUAAUCUAGUCUGGUCCUGAUUUGAUUUUAAGUUUUAGGUAUAGGGUUCAAAUCUGAUGUUGUUUGUUGUGGUUUAAUCUAGGCCUACGCACGGAGCGGAUAUCUGGAAUUGGAAUUUUAGUGAUAUCUGUGAUCCAAUCCGCCCCGUACGGAUCAACAAUUUUUUGAUCUGUAUUUGCUCCGUUACUAAUCGGAUAUUCGGUAUUCAGAUAUCUGUUAAAAUCCAGAUUUUUAAUCGGAUAUCCG
Thlaspi arvense is the source of this 1283-nucleotide messenger RNA. The record is from the annotation of a GenBank genome assembly. NCBI's taxonomy places the organism in Eukaryota, Viridiplantae, Streptophyta, Magnoliopsida, Brassicales, Brassicaceae.